UAUGUAGCACGAGGAGUCGCUCGCGAGGACCAUCCUCUUGACAGACAGCAGAUCUGCAGCCUCACUGACUGCUUCACCUGAACAAGCCCCAAACAGUGCCGAAGAGAGCCAAGAGUGAAGGCGAGCAGAAGGAGCGGGAGGUCCUCCAAUAAACCGAACAAAUAAAAUAAUUUAAAAUAAAAUAACGGAAAAAGAAGAAGGGAGAAGAAGAAGGAGGAGAGGGGACAGGAGGCAGCCGGCUGGCCGGGACACGCAGUCCGCCUGAGGGGAGAAAUCACCGCUACCACCGUCACAUCACAUCACAGCUCCGAAGAUAACAAAGAUGUGGAAGAAGAAGAUAUUCCUGGUCAUCAUUGCCAUCAGUACCAUCAGUCUUCUGCUGCACCAUGGGGGUCACUUGACCUGGACCAUGGAUGCCUUCCACCUCGGUUGUCCAGCCCUGCACUCUCACCCUUACUCCGGCCUGAAGCCUAAGCACAGUAACGUGGUUUUCCUGAAAACCCACAAAACAGCCAGCAGCACCAUGCAGAAUCUCCUCUUCCGCUUUGCAGAGCGCAACAACCUGACGGUGGCGUUACCCAUACAGGCCUGCGGCCACCAGUUCUGCUACCCGCGAUCCUUCACAACUCACUCUGUGCAUCAGCACACGCUACCGCCAAACAUCGUCACCAACCACAUGCGCUUCAAUAAGGCUGAGCUGAAACGACUGAUGCCAAAUGAUACGAUAUACGUCACGAUCCUGAGAGAGCCUGGCUCCAUGUUUGAGUCCUUGUUCAGUUACUAUAACCAGUACUGUCAGAGUUUCAAGAGGGUCCCUAAUGGUUCACUGGAAGCUUUCUUAGAUGAACCCUGGCGCUACUACAAACCAGAGGAGAACUACUCCAUGUAUGCACGUAACACCUUGACCUACGACUUGGGCGGAGACAAAGAUCGCCCAGCGAAAGAUAUCUCUUAUGCAAAAGCUUUUGUAGCACAGGUGGAGCGAGUGUUCUCCCUAGUGAUGAUCUCUGAGUACUUUGAUGAAUCUCUGGUUCUACUUCGACACCUCCUUUCCUGGGAUCUGGAUGACAUUUUGUAUGUUAAGCUCAACAUGCGGACGCCAAGUUCCAAGCAGGGCCUGACUGACGAUCUUCGCAAAAAGAUCCGUGCCUGGAACUCCUUAGAUGCCCAGCUCUAUGAUCACUUUAACGCUUCACUGUGGCGUCAAAUCUCUGCUGUGGGUCCAGCCUGUGUGGCGAGGGAGGUGCGCCUCCUUCGUGAGGCCCAGGAGAAGCUGAUGAAAAGGUGUUUCGGUGAAGGCAUGCCGCUUGUUCGUUCAGCUGCUGAAAUCAAAAACAAGGAGCUCCGCCCCUGGCAGCCUAGCGGCAAAGUCGACAUAGUCGGUUAUGACCUCCCUGUAAAUAUUACCCAAAGCUUCUCGAGCCAGGACCAGGAGCUCUGCCUGAGGCUCAUCAUGCCGGAAGUCCAGUACACAAAGAUGCUCCUACGUUCCCAGUUACUGCGGUACCGUCAGACCACUCAGGCUCGCCCUCAGCAGCAGUCACACUCCUUCCAGCAGCCCGUACGCACAGCCCUGCUUAGACAUCCAGCCCACCGCAGCCAGCCACCAGUGCCUGCUGCUGCAACCCCGGCCUCAGGAACUGGAAUCAACUCAAAGACUGCUGCAGGAACUCGAGGUCGGACAAAUAAGCAAGGGACAAAACCCUCACAAACUCAGUCCUCAUAGGCUGGAAAACUCCUCAUAGACUUGAAAAUUAUCCGAGUGCCCAACAAACUGCAUUGUUUAACUCAUCAUGACCCAUGAGACUAUGAUUGUUGGCUGGUCUGGGGUUUUUGGGGAAUAAGGCUAUCCUUGGGAAAUGUCUGGGUUUAUCUUGAAUUAGAGUAUCCCCUCUUCCUUCUAUGUGUGUUUGGUUUGACAUGAAAAUAAAUUAGGAAAAAGGGGAUUGGACAUACUUGGACUUGAAUUUUAAUCUUUCUCCUUUCCGAUCCAUCAGACCUUAUCAGGGUGGGAAGGCACAAAAGCUGGAGGAACACUGGGAGGGAAGUUUAACCCAGCUGUACGCCUCUGCAGCCCUGACUGCAGUGGAUAUGAGAGGGUUUCGGAUGAAAGUGGUUCUUUGAAGGAAAUCUGUUUCAUGCGACUGGGACUCAAUAGAGAAGUGGCGAUAUCGGGUCUAUUGUGCAGCACAGAGUGUGCUUUGUGUGUAUCACACUGGGAUAGUAUCAUGUUACUUGUGUUUGUUCUCCGUUUCUCAAGCUCUCAUUUGCUCUCUCUCUCUCCUAACAUAUGCCACUUAAAGUCCUUGAGGAGACAUAAUGACAUAAAGGGAUCAGCUGUCAGGCCUCCGAAGAGCCUCCUAAGAGGCCAGACAGACACUGAGAUCAACUCACAACCAUUAAUGUAACAGCACAAAACAACUCUUCCUUUUUUGGCCUUUUUUUUCUUACUAACUCUAGAGUUGAAAUCAGUGAAGGGACAGGGGAUAAAAAGGCCAGAGAGAUGGAGACCUUAUCCUGAGGGUAAGCCUAAAAACUGCUGGAUACUCAAUUUGGCCAUACAAGUCCCACAGAGACUGAGCACACGUGCGAAGCCUGUGUCCCGUCAGCUUUUUGACCUCCCUUUCUUCCUUCUAAGGUCCUUCUCUGCAUUCACCACCCUGUCAUUACGGCUGUUGCCCUCUGGGCAGGCUCUCCAUCCACCAAGAAGCACUAACAUCUUUUUUUCUCCAAUCCCCGGUACUUCAUCGAACAGCCAGACAAGAUCACACCUCACCUUGUGGAGACUCUGUUAAGGUGAUGCUUCUGGAUGUGGGGAUUUACUUUAAAGCUUGGGCGUUAUUGCAAUAAGAUCUCCAGGCCCUUCGCCCUGAAUAUGAAAGGCAUGGAUUUAAUAACCUACCAGCAACCCUGUGCCGCAUAUACAAUAAUCACACACACAUCAAACUCCUUGAUGGGACAAAGACUUGAAGCCUGUGGAUCGUGGCGCUUGAAUAUUUAAUCAUCUCCUCUCACGGGCCGCCUAUGGCCCGGGUUCUAGGGUUACACGGCUGUACGUUGUCAUUAAGGACAUGUUCAACCAGGUGAAAGCUGCUCAAUCCGAACGCUGAAGCACAGAAAGACAAAGGGAGAGCGUUAAUGCACGAUCCUUAAAGCCUCUUAAGGCAGCUGGGCCGACUGGGGUCUUAAAGAGUCUUCAUUUAUCUCGGCUGUGAUCCAUUUUUAAUGCUUUCUGCUCAUAUUUAAUGUGUCAUUUAUGUUCUUUUAUUACUCUGGUGAUCAGUAGGGUGCUGCUGAGGAAGUGAAGGAACAAUAUAGUUGUGUGAGAGUAUGUGUUUGAGCCAAGAAAUGUCUCUCGGCUCAUGUCGGGGGUUUUUUUGGUUUUUUUUUCUGUGGCCUGCAAGAUUUAUUAAACUAUGUAUUAUUUAUGAUCGGGACUUAAAGAGCCCCAUUAUUGUAUUUUAACUGGUAUUUUUCAUGAAUCACUGGAUGAAAACUACUUUUCCAUCGAUUUGGUGGUUCGUGGUGUGCACGGCUUACCACUUCAGGCAGCAGAGAUGGAACAAGGCAUGUGGAAACGGUUUAAAAUAUUAAUUCUGUACAUGUUAUACAUAAUGCAAAACUACAACAAACUGCACAUCGAACCUACUCUAGUGGCUUCAGAAUUAAUCUCCCAUUCAGCAGAGCUAAGUACUUAACCACACUACGUGUUUGUGGUUUGAGUGUGUCAAACCACAGGUAACAAUAAUAAUAAAAUAGACACACACAGCUGCUGCUCAGAAAUAAAAAGCAAUGAAGCCAUCAGGCAACAGACGCGAGGAGAGGAUGCACAGUUUUAUGAAGUAGCUGUGAGAAUCUGAAUGUGUGCAAUGCAUAAUAGUUUUUAUUUAUUAGACAUGUGAAAUGUCUUCAGAUAUGUGUAAAAACCUUUUCAGGUUACAUGCACUGUAAAACAUGGGCAAACAUGAAGAAGGCUGUGGUUUUGUAUUUUCUUGCUCCCAUGAAAAGACCAAAACCAGCAAUAUGUAAAUUGGUCUGCCAACUUCCUGCUGUGAAAGCACACCACAACUCCCUAAAGACGCCUCAGUACUGAGCAAAAGUCUAGAGUCACCCUUUAUUUCUUUAUAUGUUGUUAGAAAAAUGGGAAAUAGGUACGACAAUUUAUUGAAACAUAUGUAUACAAACAUGGUAACGCAGUGCGUACAAUUGUAAUGAGCUUGAAAGUCGGUGUUGGUAGGACCACCUUUAUUCUUCAGCACAGUCUGAACUCUCUUAGGCAGCUUUCUUGUUAUUGUUUUAAGUAGUCUUCAGGAAUAGUUUUCCAGGCUUCAAAGGACAUUCAAAACAUCCGCUGCUGUAAUGCAGCUCCCAACCAUGAAAGAACCUUCACCGUGUUUUACAGAUACCAGAACUGCUGCCACUGAUUUUCAGUCUUCUGUAGUUUGGCACACCUCAACCAUCUUUCCACUGAGACCAUUUCUGAUGAAGCUGCAGUGAACAUCAGAUGCAUGAGUUGAAGGUCCAGAUCCAUCUCUCAGGUCCUGUGUCAGGUCUUUGCUAGAUUCUUUCCUGUUUCAUAAGGACAUGAUCUUCAGAUACUGUUAAUCUGUUGUAGAUAGCUGUUUUUGGCCUGACACGCCUUUGGUUCUCAAUUUGUUCAGACACAAUCCAUUAAAACUGAUCAGCUACAAGCACAGGACUUGUCCAAAGAAAAGCUUUGAAAGAGCCUCAGAAAGCCUGGAGAACUAUUGCUCUUGCAUCAUUUUAAAGCUAUAGGAAAGAAUGAAAAGAGAUGAGGAUUGGCUCCAAACAUUUGCACAGUACUGUACAGUAGUACAGUUUGACUCAGUGAGUGUGUUUCAGAUAUUUUUGGACAACAAAGGCACUGGAGACAUCAAACUUGAUUGAUUAUAUGUCGUAAGAGCGAUGUGUUGUUGGCUUUUUCAGUAACAUAAAGUAUCAGCAGCCUUAUCCUUUACCAAAGCAGGGCUUCUCAAAAUCUUUGGGUCCUAGGACUCCUUACAGAGUCCUUACCUCAAAUCCUAACACUGGGUUAGCUAAUUUGGAUUAAGCAUUAGAUGAAAAGCUGACUGACUCACGCAUGUGUUCACUAACUCAAUAGUUGGCUAAUAAAUCCAGCUUUGCAGCAGCAAGACCACUUUGACUCUUUGAGUUUCUACUGGUGCAAAGUAAAGGACAAUAUAUAGCUAAUAGCAUAAAUUUAUCUAUUUAGCAAUUCCUUACUUGCUAAGAUGUUAUUACUCCGGACCUCUGAGACGUCCUCAGAUCCCACUCUGAGAAGCACGGCUGCAAAGGAGCUGGCAGCUGAUGCUGACUUUCAUCAUUCCCAAACAAACAAAAACCAUGACUGUGAAUGCAACUCCUAAAUUGCUUAAAGCACUUGUGAAUCUGCUAAUAUAAAACAAAUGAUACAUUAUCAAAAAGUAUUUGCAUUAAUUUUAAAUCUAGACCAAAAAAUGACUGAAAAUUGUUUUAUGUAUUUAUUUAUUUAUUGAACUGAACCAUGUUUGUUUUUCAUGCUUCACAUAAAGGACGAAAACCUGGUGUUAGAUUUGAUCUAACUGAUAAAGACAGACAGUUUGGAAUAAAAAAAGUAAUUAUCUUCAUUUUUUUCAGUGAAACUAUACAUUUAUACAUAUUUCUGCAAUUUUGGACACUUUGGGUCUCUACAGAGGUUUCUGAUAGUCGAAUGUAGUUUUUUUCUUUUACGUGAACUUUCAACUUAUGUUUGCAGUCAUUAAAUAAAAAAUUAAACGCGGGCAUCUGCAAACGCUCUUCUUCAGAUUUCCAUAUCUGACUGGGAUUCAGAUGAAGAACGUGUUUCCUGUCGACCGUUCAUUUGAGAGCCUGCCUCCGAGUGGCUGUAAGCGCUCUUUUGAUUGUACAAGACGUUUGCUCGGCUGUUCUGCUUCAUGUCAGAGUGUUUCGCUAAUGGUCCUGCUGUCAUGUCUAAAGUGUCGGCUAUUCUUUCUUGGGUUAUGCCAGAGGGGCUGUGAAAAUGGUACGCUAAAAAACAAAACAAAAACAAAAAAAACCUCAUCAUCUCCACAUUAGCUGGCCCCUCUUUUCUUGUGAGGGAGAAAUGUGAAGCUGCUUUAAAAAAACAAAAAAACUGGAACAUGAAAGCCUUGUGGGAUCAGAGCAUUUUUUUGUGUACCUGCUGAGCUUUUAUGUGUCACAGGGAAGUAAACAUGAACUGCAUUGUUGCCCACUGUCCUCUUUGAUGUGCACAUUAUGUUUUGGGAGGGGGUUAUCUGUGAACUGAGAAGAAUGAGAGAGUUUGGUUUUUUUGUAAUUCUGUGAAUACUUGGAUAAUGUUGGGUGGGUGAUACAGCUCUGAAGACAUGGCUAGUGACAAUCAGAGCUAGGGGCCCCAAAGCUUUGUAAUGAUGGUUGAUGAGAGGGAUGAAUAAAGUUUGAAUGAUUUCAA
Neolamprologus brichardi is the source of this 6451-nucleotide messenger RNA. RefSeq names its product galactose-3-O-sulfotransferase 3 (gene gal3st3). Gene Ontology annotation, molecular function: galactosylceramide sulfotransferase activity. NCBI's taxonomy places the organism in Eukaryota, Metazoa, Chordata, Actinopteri, Cichliformes, Cichlidae. Gene Ontology annotation, biological process: glycolipid biosynthetic process. The record is from RefSeq and is a predicted model, not a curated record. Gene Ontology annotation, cellular component: membrane.